This is a messenger RNA of Mangifera indica (mango), 1336 nucleotides long. RefSeq names its product serine/arginine-rich SC35-like splicing factor SCL30. The transcript has 8 exons. The record is from RefSeq and is a predicted model, not a curated record. Gene Ontology annotation, molecular function: RNA binding. The coding region runs from base 163 to 879 and encodes 238 amino acids. Lineage: Eukaryota; Viridiplantae; Streptophyta; Magnoliopsida; Sapindales; Anacardiaceae.
AAAAAGCCGGUCCGGUCCGGUCUAGUGCAUAAAAGGGAAAAAGUUGUGCGUAAAAGCAGAGAGCAAAUAAAUAUUACGGUGGAUGGUAGACUUCAGAUCGAAGUAAAAAUUUCUCUCCGCAUCGCUCAACCCUGCCGACUGCCGUCUUACGCGUGUAGUAUCAUGAGAAGGUACAGCCCGCCAUACUAUAGCUCUCCCAGGAGAGGAUACGUAGGUAGAGGAAGAAGUCCUCCAAGAAGGGGGUAUGGUGGCGGUGGUGGAGGUUAUGGAAGACGCAAGGAGCAGAACGAUGGAAGCCUUUUGGUUCGAAAUAUUCCUCUUGAUUGCAGGCCGGAAGAACUUCGUCUUCCAUUUGAGAGAUUUGGGCUUGUUCAGGAUGUGUACAUUGCCAGGGAUUAUUACACUGGUGAACCUCGAGGGUUUGCUUUUGUGCAAUUUGUGGGUCCUUAUGAUGCUGCAGAAACUCAGCGCCACAUGAAUGGGAAGCUUUAUGCUGGAAGGGAAAUAUUUGUUGUUGUUGCUGCAGAGAUGAGGAAAAGACCAGAGGAGAUGCGCCAGAGAGCUAGGUUCAGUGGAGGAUCAGGCUACGACAGACCACAAUCUUCUUAUUAUGUAUAUUCUCGGCCACGUUCAAUAUCCUGUUCACGCUCCCCUCGACUUCCUCAAGGUUCUAGAGGUCGAUAUCACUCAAGGUCCUACUCACCUGUCCCAAGACAACAUGAACAUUACCCUGUUUUGCCGAGGAGAAGACAUGCUGAACACCCAAGAUCACCAAGAGGACCUCCACAAGUACAAGGCUUUGAAUACACUCGCCAGUCAUAUUCUCCUGCUUAUGAUGAUGCUGCUGAUCAGAACCACAGCAAUGAUUAUGGCAAGUGAAAUCUGCCAAUGAGGAAGGGUCUGGGGCUCAUUGGAGGUCUCCACCGGGUCGGGGAGCAUUAAGGUCACCUACUGGUUCUAGAUCUGCUAACUUGUCCCCUAGACACAGCUGAUAAUUUAAAGCAUUAAAGGCAAAGAUACGUUUGGAGACAAGUUUGAUACUUUAGUAGCUCUUUUGAUGGAUGCCUGGUGCAGACAGUAAAGGCUUGCUGGCAUUUGCGGGAAAGAAGCCUCAUAACUUAUUAAACCAGUACCACCACCAAAGAAUCUGCUUUUUUUUUAGACAUCUUUAUUGAUUAAUAACCAUGCGUUACAACUGUCCUAUAUAUGUAUAUUUAUUAUCUACGCUAUGGCGUUUACGUAUUCUGUGCUCAUACUUUUAUUUAGCACAGUUUUGGCACAUGUUUGCCCUCAUUUUGCGAUUCAUUAAUGGAAUUUAUACAUGUUUCCAAAUUAA